Molecule: messenger RNA, 1817 nt
Organism: Saccostrea echinata
Lineage: Eukaryota; Metazoa; Mollusca; Bivalvia; Ostreida; Ostreidae
Exons: 16
Coding region: 519-1700 (393 amino acids)
Molecular function (GO): nucleic acid binding
Source: RefSeq, a predicted model, not a curated record
AUCUUGCAUUCGACGAUUAGCUAUCCUGGCUGGCCAUGUUCAACCUGGUCUUGCAUAAUAAUGUCUUGGCGUGGCCAUGUUCCCCAUAACCCUCUACCAUACAUAGCCUAGCCUGGCCAUUUUGCUCGCGUACCCUGGCCGUAUAGGCCUGGCCAUGAUAACCCUGGCCAUGUACACCCUCGACCCUGUACAUUGCCAAGAUUUCGGGUGACCUCGAUCAUUAAUUCCCAAGCUUCUACGAGAUGAACGGCCAAGAUUUCAAAAGAUCGAGAUUUGGCCGGCCAAGAUUUCAAGAGAUCGAGAUUUGGCCAAGAUUUCUAAGGACGCGGAUGCGGUGUGGUCAUUACAUUCAAAUUGAUGUAGGUCUGAGUCGUGAUCAUUACGUUUGAUCUUCAUAGAGGAUCCAUUUAGCAAACUUUGCGAAGAAACCUACUUGAGGCCUUGAUGAGGAGUACAUUACAUUAAUACUGGAGGAUCUUCUCUCUAAGUUUCAUAUUAGAAAUAAGAAAAUAUUGACAAUGAAUGAAGAUUUAAAAUCGUAUAUUGAGUUUUAUCAUAGACUUGGUUUGCCACAUAAAGAAAUUGCCAUUUUAUUGAAAACAAAACAUAAUCAACAUUACAGUGUUGAGUAUCUAAAGAGGAAAGUUAUUCCCAAGUUACACUUAAACAACAGGAGAGGAUCUGCGCAACUUACAAAUUUUGAUGAUAUUUUACAAGCUAUACUGCUUGAAAUGUCUCUAAAGCCAGAUAGAAGUGUAUCCGAUGUGUUCUUUAGAUUGAGAUUUAUUUAUGGAUACAUUGUUAGAAGAAAACUGGUACGAGAAAUAAUGACCACUUUAGACCCUAAAGGAAUGUCCAGAAGGAAAGGCAAUAAACUUAAAAGAAGGCAGUACCUCAGUAAAGGUCCAAAUUGGAUAUGGCAUAUAGACCAGUAUGAUAAGUUGAGUCCAUACGGAAUACACAUCUGUGGCUGUAUUGAUGGGUUUUCUCGCUACGUGCUUUGGUGCGAAGCAGGAAUCAGUAAUAAAAACCCAAAGAAAAUUGCAGCAUAUUUUAUAAACACAUUAGAACAAGUUAAUGGAUAUCCACAUAUUGUAAGGGGUGAUGCAGGAACAGAGAAUGGGACUGUAGCAGCCAUCCAGAACUUCUUAAGAGAAGAUGAUGAAGAUUCUUUCUGCAAAAAAGCCUUUAUUUAUGGCAAAUCAACACAUAAUCAGAGGAUUGAGAGAUGGUGGGGUAUUUUACGAGGGAAAUGUACAGAUCGAUGGAUACAUCAUUUUAAGGAAUUGGAAAAGGAUGGCCAUUUUACAAUCGGGGAAAAACUGCAUAUAACAUUAGUUCAAUAUUGUUACAUGCAAAUUAUCAGGAAAGAAUUGGAGGAGGUGAAAUUGGCAUGGAAUUACCAUAGAAUCAGGAAGCAAAAAACAGGCGAUGUUGUUCCUGGGAUUCCAGAACUCCUUUAUCAUGUUCCAGAAAUGUUAGGCAAUCCACAGUGCCGAAAUUACAUUCAUCAAAUCAAUGUUAACGAUGAAAAGUUUCAGUUCCUUAAGGACCAAUGCUGCUUUGAAAAUGACCUGGAUAAAGACACUAAGGAAGCUCUUGAUGUCAUUUGUGACAAUUACCAUCCUUCAACAGAACUAGAAGCAAAAACAAUGUAUAUAACACUAAAAGAUAUACUGGAACAAUACAUUUAUCAAUAGGUUGUAAUGAAUUCUUGAUCUGAUUUAUAAAUACGUAAUAUAUUCCUAUAAUUCUCUUCCUUUUUUGUAUGUUUUCACCAGCACUGUAACAUACACUUUUUUUAUAUUAGUCUUUUA